Drosophila mojavensis is the source of this 803-nucleotide messenger RNA. RefSeq lists its product as uncharacterized. Bases 255 to 491 code for a protein of 78 amino acids. The transcript is spliced from 2 exons. Lineage: Eukaryota; Metazoa; Arthropoda; Insecta; Diptera; Drosophilidae. The record is from RefSeq and is a predicted model, not a curated record.
ACCCGUUCAACAUUGUGCCGUUGUACUUUGCACAAACAACAACAGUGGGAGCAGUGCUGCAAACCCUGGGAGAGCGUGAUUAAGGAAGCCUGGCAAACGGAAGCGCGUGCCGCAAAAGUUUACGGAAAUAAAAUAACAGAAGCAAAAAAAAACACCACUUGACCCGCAGCUUGAAAAAAAAGUUCAAUUAUUAUUCUAUUCAAAGAACAAAUAAGAAAAGAAAGUGCAGUUAAGUGAAGUCCAUAUAUACCGAUAUGUGGCCCAACUUUUUCGGCGUUAUUUCGCUGCUUUGCCUUGCAUUAUUCUGUGCCUGGGCACAAGCUGGACCAGUGCCAAUUGUGAAUGAGCAUCAACAGCUCAUGCCCAAGGUGCCCCAAUGGCAUUGUUUGCGUUACUUUAAGCACGAUGUUCUGAUGAUGCGUCGCUGUCGACAUUUGCGUGUUCCCACGGCGCCACGCCUUGGAGAUACGCUCAUACGCAAGAAGAAAUAGAGAGUGUGACGAUCAGGUGACGAUCACAGCAACAACAACAAAAAUUGCACCCGACUGAACAACAAGACGAAUUCCAAUUACAAAUAGAAUUUCAACAGGAUUUAUAACAAGACCAAAAAGCUAAACCAAAAAUAAUAGAUAUAAUAAUUAUAUAUUAAUAUACAUUCACAUAUAUAAACAUAUAAAUAUAAACAUUUAUUAUGUUAUAUAUAUGUGUAUUUACUCCAAACUAACCUUAAGUCUAACCACUUGUACUUCAUAGCACGUAAGGUUUCAAUAAAAAGAUGAAAACCCCAAGAAGGGCGAGAUAUA